This is a messenger RNA of Gracilinanus agilis (Agile Gracile Mouse Opossum), 1023 nucleotides long. RefSeq names its product beta-1,3-galactosyltransferase 2-like. The transcript has a single exon. Lineage: Eukaryota; Metazoa; Chordata; Mammalia; Didelphimorphia; Didelphidae. Gene Ontology annotation, cellular component: membrane. The record is from RefSeq and is a predicted model, not a curated record. Gene Ontology annotation, molecular function: N-acetyl-beta-D-glucosaminide beta-(1,3)-galactosyltransferase activity.
AUGAAGUUGAUGAAAUAGAAACUGGUGCUCAGGGCUCUACUGAGCACAACAACCUUGUCAGUCUUGCUUCUACGUCAGCUUCUAGCUUCUUGGGCAGCUCCAACAUAUUUGAGCCUCCCAUACCUAAGGAUCUCUUCAAGGAAAUUUGAGUGGCAGAUUCGACCACCACAACCCAUGGACUUGAAUUACCCUUAUCCCUACCUCUUCCUGAUAAUCCAUCCUGACAAGUGUGAAGGUCCCAGAGGGGUGCCAUUCCUGCUCAUGCUGGUGAUGACCCGACCCCCAGAUGUGGGGGUGCGCCAGGCCAUCCGGCAAACAUGGGGUAAUGAGACUUUGGUACCCAGUGUGGUUGUCCACAGACUCUUUGUUCUUGGCCUGCCCCCACCUCUCUUUGACAAAGAACUUCAGACUCUCCUGAAAGAGGAGGACAGGGAGCAUGGAGAUCUCCUCCAGGUGGGCUUCUUCGACACAUACCGAAACUUGACUCUCAAGGUUCUCAUGGGGCUAGAGUGGAUGGCCCAGCACUGUCCCAAUGCUCAAUAUGUUCUCAAGGUGGAUAGUGAUGUCUUCCUAAACCCCAGGUUUCUGGUACAGCAGGUGCUGUGGCCCAAUGGACCUUCACGGCCAGACUUUAUCACAGGACACAUCUACAGAAACUCGAAACCUUUGAGGGACCAGCAUAACAAGUGGUACAUGCCCCCAGAGCUGUAUUCCCCGAACAGGUAUCCUGACUAUUGUGGGGGUCCUGGCUAUGUUCUGUCUGGGUCCCUGGUCCUUCGGAUCUUGACCGCAGCUCAGAGUGUCAAAGUCAUUUACCUGGAGGAUGUGUUUAUAGGGUUGUGUUUGAAACUGCUUGGAGUGAAGCCUACACCUCCUCGUCGUAAUACCUUCCUAAUAUCCCGGAGGAAUUAUAACCAUUGUGCUUUUCAGCAACUUGUCCUGGUCCACCGCUUCCAGCACCAAGAGUUACUACGGAUAUGGCCAGACUUCCUGACAUCCAACCCUACCUGCCCCACAGUGUAA